Kalmanozyma brasiliensis GHG001 is the source of this 2865-nucleotide messenger RNA. RefSeq lists its product as uncharacterized. Bases 1 to 2865 code for a protein of 954 amino acids. The record is from RefSeq and is a predicted model, not a curated record. The transcript has a single exon. Lineage: Eukaryota; Fungi; Basidiomycota; Ustilaginomycetes; Ustilaginales.
AUGUCCAAAACAAAGACCCCCAUCAUGGAUCUCGAGACCGAUGAGGACGGCUGGAUUGGUGGCUCCAGCCAGAGCAUCUACGCUCGCAAGCCGGAAUCCUCCACCCCAGCUUCUCCACCUCCAGCAGCGGACCCGGCAAACAAGCCUUCACCAGUCACACCAGGCCGCGACAAGUCACGGUCCAGCGAUGCCAAGACCGGCUCCUUGCUUGAGCGCAUGGACAUGGCCCACAACUUGCAACAGACACCGCCUAGGAAAGCGCGCAAAGGCAAAUCGGACAGCGAUAAGCUUGCAGGCGAAACCUCAACCCCUUCUCCUAAGCUGAACGCUGCAGCAUCGGCAUUUGAAUCCACGCCUUCUCCAGGCAUUCGUAGACCAGGAGCAAAGCUGCCUUCUCCCCUCCCACUCACAAGCCCAGCCCGAAACAACGACACAACUUCGCCUCUCAACACACGCACGCCUCUCAGCGCAUCACAUCCCAUCCCGGAAACGCCACUCAAGCUUUCGCAACGUGGAGGUCCUCAAACGCCAGCAACUCCGCAUUGGCCGUUGUACCCCAACACUGCGCGACCUCCAAACCAGGACGGAGACUCGUCACGAACCAGCGGUCUGGGCUUGGGGCUCACUCCGCUGAAACAACCAGUACCUCUAGCACCAAGCGCAGACACUGGUCGCAGCCCGCUCAACGAGGCAUUGAAUCUGCGUGGUCGCGCUGGGUCCAUCGGAUCUCCUCUCAGGUCAAAUCGCAACGGCAGUCAAGGCGAGCCUUUGGCUCUAGAAACUUCCUCGAGUGGCAAGACCAGCAACGGCCAAAUCGGUAUCCGCUCCAGUCUUGGCACGGGUGCGAGCAUGUGGGCACCCAAGCCAGCUGCGACUUCCGAUAACGACAGCUCUACUUCCAACAACGAUUCCGCCUCCGCCGCCUCGCACACAAUCGGCUCCGGCUUCACGUCCAGCAAUCUGCUCGGUGUUCAGACGGGUCUCGAUCGAAAGCGUCCCGGGCAUCGACAGAAUGGCCUGCAGCUCAGUCUAGGCCAGGAGAUCAGUGUCAUGCAGAAUGUGGAAGAGAACGCGGAGGAAGACGCUCCCUCCUCCGCAGCAACUGAGGAGACUUUCAAGCUCCAUCCGCCAGACAAUCAAGCCGAACACAAAGCAGCAAACGACUGGAACGGCAACGUCGUUCCUCCUACACCCGCGCUCGGCUGUGACUCUCCCUCCUCCGACGAGGGCAAGACGAGCUCCGCCAAGCCACCCUCACGCAGUCUUGACGCCUUUGGCUGGGGCGGUAAGCAGUCCGCCAAAUCGUCUCUCUUCUCCAACCUCCCGUCCUCCUCCGCUCUUGAGGCCAACUGGAGUGGCGACGACGACGAUGAGCGCAAGAACGACGUCGAGAUGUUCGAAGACAUGCAGAGCCGUGCCAAAGCAUCCAACAAGGAAAGACGCAACAGCGGCUAUGGUCCACUUCCUCCACCUCCGAUCAACUUUGCCAAGUCUCGCACUCCGUCACCCACGCAUCGCAUGCUGGCGAAGUCACCGCAGCUCGACAAGCCCACGAGCAGUGACCUGCAGAAGUCGCCUUCGCUGACUGCUUCGAAGCUCGGUGCGGAAGCAGGGAAUGCCAAGCCGCUCAGUCAGCGCCUGUCACCUGCCUCGGCGCGCUCGCAGCUUCAUUCGGAUGAGUCGGACGGCGACGCCGAUGUGGAGAAUGAGAGGCCCAAGAUUGCGAAGGAGCGCAAAGCGAGCAAGAAGAACGACUCAAAGGGCGAGCAAGCCCAGAAGUCGGACAGUCUACAGGUGGACGGUAGUGAAUUGGAAAAGAAACGAUCGCUCAAGAGGGACAAGUCGGAGCGCAUUCGUGGCCGAAGGGCAAGUCAGAGUAAGGAGAAGGAUGUCAAAGUGCCAGCUGCAGGCGCUGCGGCCGGCGAGGCGGGCUCGAUUGCGUCGGCGAAGGUCUUGCUUCCUACCUCGGCACGCUCAAGCAGCAAUACGGACGAUCUCGCGGCCAGCAUCGCGAAAGUCGAUCUGAGCGAGAGCACCGCCGACAAGCCCGCAGCAUCAACCAAGGACACCGUCACCACUUCAACCAAGUCUGACGCGCAGCAAACGCCCGUAGCCAACCGCGUACAGAGCAUCCCAACGGUCAAAGACGAUCUAUUCUCGUCUCCCGCCGAGCCCAAGGUCGGUCUACCCAACAACACGACUUCACCUGCUCAAGCCGAGGAAGAAGAGUGCAAGUCGUCGGUUCCAGCCACGCCCGAACCGACGCAAGCCAAAACGUUCGACUGGGCAGCCGACGACGAUGAGCUGGAUGACGAGCUACCCGAUCUGGACGAUUGGGGGGUCACCCUUUCCCCUGUCAACCCUGCUGCCACGCCCACCUUCGGCUCAGCUGACUCUAAGGGCGCUCAGAACAGCAAAUCCGAAGCAGGAGAGGAGAAAGUCUGGCGUCGCGGAGCGAAGCUUCCCGGUCCCAGCGGCGGCGCGGGCAAAGCGACCAAGAAGGCGAACGGCGCCGAUGACGGGCUAGGCAUCCGCAUUGCUGGCCGGGCCAAAUCUGCCACUCCCGAACCCACCGCUCCGCCCGCCAGCACACCGUAUGGUCGAUGGAAGCAGCCCAAACCCACGGAGGAGCUCGCAAUCAAGGGUGCUAGCGGGAAGACCAGGCCGAGGAUCGCAGACCUGGGCAGUCUGGCAAAGCUCAUGGAACCGGCUGAACCGAAGGGGGUGAAGGCGGAGACCGGGGCCAAGGACAGCAUGCAUGCCCCACCCACGGCGCCAGCAGCCAUGCGCGAGGCGAAGGGGCGGUCGCCUUUGCUCGGCGCCGGCAGAGGUGGGGCUAAGAGAGGGAGAGGAGGCAAGAAGUAG